UGCCUGCAGUUCAUGGCCUGUCGUCCCCAAGAGGAUACUGGAGAUCUGGAAAAGGUUCCUAGAGGGCAACAAGCAUGACUAAAGGCUUGGCCACGGCAAGGAACUAGGUGGGCUCUGACUUCAGCCUGGGUUUUGCUGCUGCCCUGCAAACUGCUUCUGGGAUCAAUUGAGAUGGAAGCCCUGGAAGGAAGGGGGAGGCUGCUUCAGCAACAGCACUGGAGGAAGGCACCAUCAGUGUGGAAAUGUCUUCACCUGGGCUGGCAGGAGAAGGUCUGUGGUGAGGUGACAGCUGCUGAGCAAUGGCCUUCAACAAGGUUUGGUGUGCCCUAGCCCUUGGAUUUCUGCUGCCUUUUUCCUGUGCCCACACGGACUUCUUCACUUCCAUUGGUCACAUGACAGACUUAAUUAACACAGAAAAAGAUCUGGUGGUGUCACUGAAGGAUUACAUCAAGGCAGAGGAAAGCAAGCUGGAGCAGAUCAAAAAAUGGGCAGAGAAAUUGGAUCAGCUGACAGCCACUGCCACAAAAGACCCAGAGGGGUUUUUGGGACAUCCUGUAAAUGCCUUCAAGUUGAUGAAAAGGCUCAACACAGAGUGGGGUGAGCUGGAGAGCCUGGUGCUGAAGGACAUGUCAGAUGGCUUUAUCUCCAACAUGACCAUCCAGAGGCAGUUCUUCCCCAAUGAUGAGGAUCAGACUGGGGCAGCCAAAGCCCUUCUGAGGCUCCAGGACACGUAUAAUCUGGACACAGACACCCUCUCCAGAGGGAAUCUGCCAGGUGUGAAGCACAAAUCCUUCCUCACAGCUGAGGAUUGCUUUGAGCUGGGGAAGAUUGCCUACACGGAGGCUGACUACUACCACACGGAGCUCUGGAUGGAGCAGGCUCUGAAGCAGCUGGAUGAGGGAGAGGUGUCCUCUGCAGACAAAGUCUACAUCCUGGACUACCUGAGCUAUGCUGUGUAUCAGCAGGGGGACCUGGGCAAGGCCAUGGCACUCACCAAACGCCUCCUGGAGCUGGAUCCCGAACAUCAAAGAGCCAACGGGAACAUGAAAUAUUUUGAAUAUAUCAUGGCCAAAGAGAAAGAAGGAAAUAAGUCCAGCACAGAAUCAGAAGAGCAGGAGAAGGAAACUGAGGUUAAGAAAAAGGAUUACCUGCCUGAGAGAAGGAAGUACGAAAUGCUGUGCCGUGGGGAGGGGCUCAAAAUGACUCCUCGGAGACAAAAGAGACUCUUCUGCCGCUACUACGACGGGAACAGGAAUCCCAGGUACAUCCUGGGCCCUGUCAAGCAGGAGGAUGAGUGGGACAAGCCCCGGAUCGUUCGCUUCCUGGACAUCAUCUCUGACGAGGAGAUCGAGACCGUGAAGGAACUGGCCAAGCCGAGGCUGAGCCGGGCUACUGUGCAUGACCCCGAGACUGGCAAACUGACCACAGCACAUUACAGAGUCUCGAAGAGUGCGUGGCUGUCGGGGUACGAGAGCCCCGUGGUGUCCCGGAUCAACACGAGGAUACAGGACCUCACAGGGCUGGAUGUCUCCACAGCAGAGGAGCUGCAGGUAGCCAACUACGGAGUAGGGGGCCAGUAUGAGCCUCACUUUGAUUUUGGAAGGAAAGAUGAGCCUGAUGCUUUUAAGGAACUGGGAACAGGCAACAGAAUUGCUACUUGGUUGUUUUAUAUGAGUGACGUGGCAGCAGGGGGAGCCACGGUCUUUCCUGAAGUCGGAGCCAGCGUCUGGCCCAGAAAGGGAACAGCUGUGUUCUGGUACAACCUGUUCCCGAGUGGAGAAGGCGAUUACAGCACCCGGCACGCGGCCUGCCCGGUCCUAGUGGGGAAUAAAUGGGUAUCCAACAAAUGGCUGCACGAGCGGGGGCAGGAAUUCCGAAGGCCGUGCACGUUAUCGGAGCUGGAAUGAUGCAGAGCCGUCAGUCCCUGUCAAUGCACAUCUCCAACAGUUUACAACUGACUAACACUCCACUCCAGGUUCAGUCCCCCCCAGCUGUGGACAGGACAAACGUGCUUUUAGUUCCCUCCCAGUACCCCCUGAGGUUUUAUGAACAGAAAAUAUUGAGGUUUACGAGUGUUACCGGGAAAAAAAAAAGGACAAAAUACAGAUGAGGGCCACAACUAACUGUGGUGUUGUGUGUGGUGUUCCUGUCACCAUCAUCCCUCUGAGCAGUGUGGGAAAACAGGGGGGAUGUCAUGGGAGGGCUCCCCUCUAAGGAACUCUGAGUUACACCCAUUCCUAUUGCUGAAUUUCCAGACAUUCAGCUCCUUGUUUUCCCAGAGUGCCUGACCACUGCUGUUGAGAACUGCAGGCAUCCUUUGUGUUUCUCUGGAAAAUGGGUUAUUACCACGUUUUAACCUGUUCUCCCACAUGCACAAAAGCCCCCCAAGUUUUAAAUUGUCUUCCUUCUUGGCCCCUGUGGGGAAUUUGGCUCCUAACCUUGACACCAUGAGCCAGCAGUUCCACAGGCACGGCCAGGACGCUUCCCCAGUGUUGUGCCUGUGUCAGAGCAGCCUGACAACACCCACAGCCCACCUUUCCCCACCUCUGGAAUGUUUGUCCACGUGAACAAAUGCUGCUUUUGUUCUGUCCCAGCAGCCAGCUCUUCCAUCUGCUCCUCGGGCAGGGGGUGGGAUGUUCCCACCUUCAUUAAUCAAAAUAGUUGUGCCUUAGGACGCUGGAAUUUCAAAUUGGUGAAGAGACUUCAGGUGCUGAGGUGACACAGAGUCCUCACAGAAUGCUCUCCACCCUCAUCCUCCUCACAGCUCUCGAGGUUUCCUGAGAAACUGUCACCCUAUUUAUUUAUAGUCCUGACCCUUCUUUAGAUGCAGGCUCACUGUCAUGAACCCUGUCCCUUCCACAGCAGGAUUUUUAUAGCAAAAUAACCAACUACUCCACUAGCAUGAGGGCAAAAAUCAAAGGGAGCUGCACCUGACUCUACCUAAACAGUCCAAUUUUCUGGAUGAUUAUGGUUUUACUGAUUAGGGGUGAAGCCUGAAGUCUUUGCCAAGGAAAAAAUUCCAAUUUUGGUUAAUUGGGUCUUCUGCCUCAAUAAAGUCUUGAAAAUUGAGCCGAAACGUAGACAAAACCAAUUGUUAACGUGCUAGAAAUACCUCUGGAAUACUGGGAGUGCAGUUCAAGGUACUAUAGUUGGAGGAUCAGAAGACACUUUAAGGUCUUUGCUGGAAAAUGCAUUGUUGAAUUCCUGCUGAGCCUGGCAGCAGUGGGGCCACAGAGCUGCUCCUCCUCAGCCCUGCUCCUCCCUGCACUGGGCCUGUGCUUUGGGCAGAGGGGAAGCAAAGUCCAUCCAGCACCUCAGGACACAAAUACAGUCUCACAUCUGCACUGCUCCUUUAUUCCAGGCAGCUGCUCCCCCAGAGCAGCAGCUGAUCUAAAGGAAUUCAAGAGCUGGGUGAGCAGAGGGGAUCUUUGAGUGCUACAUUGUAAUCAUUAAAAAAACCCAACAUAAUAUUUCUGCCUACCUGAGUUUUCUCCCUUUUUUGUCCAUCUCCAUUCCUAUCCAUGGUCUUCUUUUUUUCUCUUUGCCAUCUUUUUUAGUUUCAUAAGCUCCAUGGCUGCAGGUACCUCCUGCCACUUCCCUGCAAGUAAAAAAAGGAUACA
Messenger RNA from Neopelma chrysocephalum (saffron-crested tyrant-manakin), 3620 nucleotides. It is a transcript of the gene P4HA1, whose product is annotated as prolyl 4-hydroxylase subunit alpha 1. The transcript has 16 exons. Gene Ontology annotation, biological process: peptidyl-proline hydroxylation to 4-hydroxy-L-proline. Lineage: Eukaryota; Metazoa; Chordata; Aves; Passeriformes; Pipridae. Gene Ontology annotation, molecular function: protein binding; iron ion binding; procollagen-proline 4-dioxygenase activity. The record is from RefSeq and is a predicted model, not a curated record. Gene Ontology annotation, cellular component: endoplasmic reticulum. Bases 300 to 1907 code for a protein of 535 amino acids.